Molecule: messenger RNA, 2149 nt
Organism: Amaranthus tricolor (Joseph's coat)
Lineage: Eukaryota; Viridiplantae; Streptophyta; Magnoliopsida; Caryophyllales; Amaranthaceae
Product: trihelix transcription factor ASIL2-like
Exons: 1
Coding region: 311-1975 (554 amino acids)
Cellular component (GO): nucleus
Molecular function (GO): transcription cis-regulatory region binding
Source: RefSeq, a predicted model, not a curated record
AACAAAAGAUAAUUGGACAUUUGGACUCACCAAACCCAACCAAAAAUCCGGCAAAAAAUGACCCUUAUUAAUCAGUCCGAUGACCGAUUAACCGGCAAUUCCAAGUUUUCCCACGUUAAGCUCACCAACUUUUCUCUUUCCUGCCACGUGUCUUUUCUCGGUUUCCCAUACCGUGACGGACGGACACCGUCAAAAUCCCCUCCUUAACGGCAAUCCAACAAACUUCUUCCUUUCCCCUUUCUCUCUCUUCUCAAUUUCUCCCCCAAAAAACCCUAAUUUUUCUCUCUCAACUUUCUCUCUCCUCAGAUCCAUGGACGAAGACGAAGAAAUCCAGUCGCAUCCUUCUUCAGGAAGCGAAUCUGACCCUCCGCCCUUACCACAACCAUUACCUUCGAAUCAAAUAACUGCUGUGACUGUCGCAGCUGUUCCUCCAAAUUCGAAGUCUCCAUCGACGCCAAGUUCUUUAACUUUGGCGCUUCCGAUCCAGCCAAUGUCUCGUCUUUCUUCCGUCGGUGGAUUCAGCGGUAGUGGUGGUGGAGGAAGAGAGGAUUGUUGGAGCGAAGGAGCUACGUCGGUGUUGAUUAAUGCGUGGGGAGAAAGGUAUAUGGAGUUGAGUAGAGGGAAUUUGAAGCAAAAACACUGGAAAGAAGUUGCUGAUAUUGUUAGUAGUCGAGAAGAUUAUACCAAAGUUCCAAAAACGGAUAUACAGUGCAAGAAUCGGAUUGAUACUGUAAAGAAGAAGUAUAAGACUGAAAAGGCAAAGAUUGAAAAUGGUUGUGGUCCGAGUCGCUGGCCAUUUUUUGAACGGUUGGAUAGGUUAAUUGGUCCUGCAGCCAUGACCGCAGCCCCGAAUGCUAGUAAGGGUUUUAGGUCGGGCACAGUGUCAGUAGCCGGAGUUACCGUUUCUCCACAAACUGGUAAUGCUUCUACUGGUGGAUUGAAGUCGGUGCCCGUUGGAAUUCCGGUUGGGGUUCGACAACCUGCACCGCUUCCGUUUUCCCCUCCUAGUUAUCUUCAGACUCCAUCACAGAAGCAAGUCCAGCAACACCAAGAACUUGUGAGACAGAUGCUACAACAACAGCAGCAACAACGACAGAAUGCAGAGGUGGUUGCUAGAUUACGAUAUAAUAGUAUGAUUAAUCAUAAUAAUAGCAAUAAUGGUAGUAAUAUUGGUUCUGGUAGUAGUAAUUUUAACAAUACUGGGAAUAGUAGUAUGUGGAUACAGCAGGUGAAGCAGAUGCAGGAGCAGAGUAAGCAGAUUCAACAACCACAACAACAAUUUAGAAAGGCUUCAAUUCCGGUAGAGUCAGAUUCUGAUAAGGAAGAUUGGUCUCAUGAUUCAGGGGAUAGUUUACCACCAAAAAGGACUGUGUUUGAGAUGCGAAAGCGGAAGAAUGUGGAGAUGAAUAAGGGUGGUGGUGUUGGUGGAGAAAAAAGGGGGAAAACGACUGAUAAGGAAGAUUGGUCUCAUGAUUCGGGGGACAGUUUACCACCAGAAAGAACUGUGUUUGAAAUGCGAAAGCAGAAGAAUGUGGAGAUGAAUAAGGGUGGUGUUGGUGGGGAAAAAAGGGGGAAAGCAAAGAAAAGAGAGAAGAAAGAAGCUGUUAAAAUGUGGGGGAAUUCGGUAAGGGAGUUAACACAGGCAAUUUUGAAGUUUGGAGAAGCGUAUGAAGCAGCUGAAAGUAAGAAAUUGCAGCACGUUGUGGAGAUGGAAAUGCAGAGGAUGAAGUUUGCCAAGGAGUUGGAGUUGCAAAGGAUGAAGUUUAUGACUAAAACACAAAUUGAGCUUUCCCAAUUGAAUGGAAAUGGGAAUGGGAAUGGGAAUUUGAAUGUGAAAAUGAAUGUGAAUGGAAGUGCGAGUAAUAACAGUGAUAGCCGAGGCGGCGGAAGUGGUGGUGUUGGUGGUGGAGAAAUAAAUAAUCACCAUUUACAUGAGAAUCAUCUUAAUCAUGCUAAUAGUGAUAGUAGUAAUUAGUAAUCACAACUUAGAGGUAUUGUAGCAAGUGAGUAGGAACAGAAGUCUGAUUAUUAGGUUGGAAAAGAUUGGAAGAGUCUGAUUGUUAUGAAAUAUGAACAUUUGAAUUGUGAAAAAAGGAUUCAAAAUGUUUUGUAAUUGAUGAUGGUUAAUCUAUAUGAGAAAAUUGUUAGA